This is a messenger RNA of Durusdinium trenchii, 1323 nucleotides long. NCBI's taxonomy places the organism in Eukaryota, Dinophyceae, Suessiales, Symbiodiniaceae. The record is from the annotation of a GenBank genome assembly.
AUGGCUGCUUCCAGCACUGAGAAGGAGAGCUGCCUAUUCUUAUCUGAGUGGGAGUCCGCGCGGCACGAACACCAUUUGUGCCGCCGGAAGCAUGUGGAGAAGGAACUUCAUCGACAGCAGUUGCAGCUGCAGAGCGCGUUGGCGUCCUUGAACUCCUGGCUGGCUAUCCUGGAAUCCCGGCGGAAGCUGAACGAGGUGGCGGCCAGCGCGGCCGCCCAGGCACUGUCGGAGUUGGAGACUCGUUGGCGGCCGCUGCGCCUGGAGUUAGAUGCCGAAGUGGCUGGUUGGCUGCUGGGCGCAGAGCAGAGCUAUGCUGCGAAGCUGAGUGGCCAAGCCAAGCUCUGGGCAGCGGCGGCACCUGAAGGUGGCACCUCUCUGCGACAAAGGCUUCAGGCCUUGUCUGAGCACCUGGCUUCGCGUGUGGUGGCAGCCAUCCGACUUUGGGACGAGUCUCACCAGGCGGCUGAGCAAGCAUGGCAGAGCCAUCACGAACGAGUAGAAGAAGCGGCACGGGCCAUCUCGCAAGAAAGGGCGCCACCUGAUUCGUGGCUGAGUGAAGUGCAGUACCGCGAGCGCGCUCGCAAGCACGUCACGGAGCUUGGCUUGGUGGAGGAGCUUCUGCGGUCCAGCGCCGAGCAGCUGGAGACUUUGGAAGCGCAGCGCGCGGAGUAUUGGACCUCCUUGGCCGAGUCCUACCGAAGCUGCUGCGAUGACACGAGCAGCGACGUGCCCCGCUUAAAGCUUGGCUCGCUGGAGCCCGCGGCAACGCUGCCGCCGUUGCCCGACAUGCCGACGGCCUAUGGUGCCGUGCUGCAACGCGUGCCGGCCGCCAUGAUGACGCCCAGCGGGCUCUUUGGUCGUGGCAGCGAGUGGCGGGAGGGUGCAACAUUGGUCCUCACCAUUCAUGGAUACUUGCACCUCUUCUUGCCGGACCCCAAGGCCAAGAAGACGACUGAGAAUAGUCCGGAGGAGAACGUUCCUGAGCUGGUUGAGUCAGACGUCAAGGCAUCGGUGUAUGCUCCUCGGGCGACCAAGUGCGUCUUUCAGCGCCGUGGUCAGGAGCUGGUCGUCGACCUGGCUGAGCAGGAGCCCGAGCCCGCCACCCCCGAUGCGAGUCCGCCCGCCGGCGGCGGCGCGGCCGGCGUGCUGCGGAAGUGGUGGGGAGGUAAGGGCGACGAGGCACCGCUCCGCCGCAUCCACGCACGGGUCUCCGACGCGCAGCAGUUCAGCGAGUUGGAGACCCAUUGCCAUACCUUCGUGCGACGGGGACAGGCAUUGCGGAGUGCCAGCGGGUCGCCCACCGGAUAUGCCGGUCAAGGGUGA